This is a messenger RNA of Sphenostylis stenocarpa, 435 nucleotides long. The record is from the annotation of a GenBank genome assembly. Lineage: Eukaryota; Viridiplantae; Streptophyta; Magnoliopsida; Fabales; Fabaceae.
AUGGGCAAUAAGAACUCAGCAACUUCUAAGGCACUUAGUGGCCAGAGAGCACUGGUUGGUUCAAUCGAAGAACCACAGCCACAGUAUGUUGUUUCAAUGCAGAGGAAACACUCGACAAAGCCAGAGGUGGUGAGUGUUUGGGCGUACCCAACAGAACAACAAGGUGAGAAUGAGAAACCACUAUGUGAUGAUCACACUUUCUCCGAUUACAUUCAACGUACUAAGUAUAAAAUCAGGAGCAACUCAAACAUUGCUUGGCAUGAGGAUCAGAGGGACCCUGCACAUGCAGAUCAUGUGGCUCAUGGUACCAACAUCAAGGAAAACGAAAGAGACCCUUUUGCAGAUUAUAUUCAGAAUGCUAGGAAGAAGCUGAGACUGAGAACUUUAUCUAGAAAUAUUGGUUCCUUCAAAAGAGGGCCAGGUCAUACACACUGA